Echinostoma caproni is the source of this 288-nucleotide messenger RNA. The record is from the annotation of a GenBank genome assembly. NCBI's taxonomy places the organism in Eukaryota, Metazoa, Platyhelminthes, Trematoda, Plagiorchiida, Echinostomatidae.
AUGAUCAUGACGCACGCGCUGGGUGAUUGUAUCAGUCCCACGAUUGUCGGUGCGAUCUCCGUGGCCAUCUCGGAUUCCACCUCGCUCGAGGCUCAGUAUUUGAGCUUACAGCGCGCGCUCUUUCUCACCCCCUUUGUCAGUGUCCUGGGUGCUUUUCUGUUCUGCUUGGUCAGCAUGUAUUUAAUAGAGGCCAAAGAAGCUGUACACAAAGCUGUCGAAGUGUCCCAACUGAUUCGUGGCACCUAUGAUAUCCCACCCGAGAAUGCCGAUCUGCAAGUUCGCAUUUGA